CCCCAGAAGGCCUUGCAGUGGAGCAUGCGCAGUGUGAACACUCGGGCCUGAAGGUGGUGGGGCUCCGGGGAGCAGUUUAGUACAAACACGUUGCCUGGAGGCAGGGCGAGGCCGUUGCAGUCGGGUCCCAGCGCAGCCCUCCGCGCGUGACCUUGUGGCUCCGGCCCUAUGGAGCAGCGGUCUGAGCGCAAGGUCAUUUUGAAUUCUAAUCUGGUCUUCCAAAGUGCUUGCAACUCUAUCAUCUGCAACUUUUAUAAGCAUAUAAUACACUCCGUUAUCCAAGUCAUUGAUGAAAAUAUUGAAUAGUACCGGAUCCUGCAGGACCCCAUCAAUAACUACUGUGAGUGCAGACUUUCAACUGGUUGUAACCCAUCUUACAGUAAAGGAACUAUAACCAGCUCUCAUCAGUCAUCAAAAUGCAAAGGAAUUUAAUACAGACUGUGUUUCAGCUGGCACAUCGGACAUGUUUGGUACCACAUCGCACUGGUUUCCUUCAACACUUAAAAGGGAAACCAGUUUUGCCUCAGACUGGAUGCAGAGUGGUUUUGGCAUUGGGCCCUGAAAAACACUGUCUCCAUGCAUCUGCUGCACUCUGUCUCUCAAAGGAAGGAAAGUCAUUGGGUGUAUUUUCAUCCCAACCAGAAGGCACUCACCACAAAGAACAAAAGGAAGAAAACCCUUUGAAACCAGCUAGUGAUAUACCCCAGGGGACGCCUGUAGAAUCAAGUUCUUUAGAGCCUGAUCCAUUACAAGACAAAUCAAUUAGUCUCUUUCAGAGGUUCAAGAGAACUUUUAAACAGUAUGGAAAAGUUAUGAUUCCACUGCAUCUGUUGACUUCCAGUGUAUGGUUUGGAUCCUUCUACUAUGCAGCCAUGAAAGGAGUGAAUGUCAUUCCUUUCCUAGAGUUCAUUGGGGUUCCAGAAAGCAUUGUAAGCAUUCUGAAAAACUCUCAGAGUGGAUAUGCGCUAACUGCAUAUGCAAUGUAUAAGAUAGCAACUCCUGCCAGAUACACUGUAACUUUAGGAGGAACAUCCAUUACUGUCAAGUAUCUUCGUAAGCAUGGCUACAUGUCCACACCCCCUCCGGUAAAGGAAUACCUGCAGGAUAGAAUGGAAGAAACAAAAGAGCGUCUCUCAGGGAAGAUGGAGGAAACAAAGGAUAGACUAACCGAGAAGAUGGAGGAAACAAAGGAUAGACUAACUGAGAAGAUGGAGGAAACAAAGGAUAGACUAACCGAGAAGAUGGAGGAAACAAAGGAUAGACUAACAGAGAAAAUACAAGAAACCAAAGAUAAAGUUUCAUUUAAAAAAAGAAAAGAAUAAGAAAAUGCUCAGCUGAGGUUGUUCAAAAAAGUAUGCAAUUUAACCCUUUGAAGCAUCUGGAUAUGGACUUUCUGCUGAGCUUUCAUUUGGCUGGUUGGAGAAUAUCAGUGUUCUAAGGAUUAAAGAUUUCUGUACAUUCUUUAAUGCUAAGGUACUUUUUAAAAGAAAAAAAUCUGUCUUAUGAAAGAGAAAAUGAAUCUAGGAUUAAAAAUUCAUACGUGCAAUGGCAACAGUGUGGUCAGUUUUUUUGUAAGUCAAGAUGCUUCUCUAAGAUCUACAAUAUUAUUCUGGCUGUCAGCUGGGAACCACCAUUGUGUCAGACUGGUUCCUCCAUUCCGUGGGAAUCCAGAUUUCUUUUUCAGAGAAAGGACAUCAUCUCUUUUUCAGUCAUUAUAAUAUAGCACUGAUCUCUCUCUAACCACUGCUAUCUCAACUAUGAGACAAACCGUUAGCACUGGUGCUGCAAGUGAAGGAACUAAUGGGCCAGACCCUUAGCUAGUGUAAAAUGCCAUAGCUACACUGACUUCAGUUGGGUUUCAACAGCUUACACAAGUUGGGGAUCUGGAUCUUUGUUUUAAAAAAGUGUCUUGAAACUUUCAAAAGCCUUUCAACUGAAAAUUAUAGUAAGAUGAGUUAAUUACAGUAGCCAUGUAUUCAUUUAUACUUUUGUUUUUAUAUAAAGUUGAAUUACAAUUGAGAAUAUUAUAGCAUUGAAUAAAAUGUACUGACUGUAACUGCCUAUGGACUAAAGCAUAACUGGUUCAUUUUCAUCCAGAAUUAUGCUGUAAUUUACUGAAGGUGUUCCGCUUUGUACUAGCUUGCAAUAAUAAAAUACAAAUUAAAGGGAGAAGUCUGCACCUA
Molecule: messenger RNA, 2183 nt
Organism: Chrysemys picta bellii (western painted turtle)
Lineage: Eukaryota; Metazoa; Chordata; Testudines; Emydidae
Gene: MIMS1
Product: family with sequence similarity 210 member A
Cellular component (GO): mitochondrion
Source: RefSeq, a predicted model, not a curated record